This is a messenger RNA of Talaromyces rugulosus, 1491 nucleotides long. RefSeq lists its product as uncharacterized. Bases 1 to 1491 code for a protein of 496 amino acids. Lineage: Eukaryota; Fungi; Ascomycota; Eurotiomycetes; Eurotiales; Trichocomaceae. The transcript has a single exon. Gene Ontology annotation, molecular function: arylsulfatase activity. The record is from RefSeq and is a predicted model, not a curated record.
AUGGUGGACAAGAAAAACGUGUUAUUGUUAAUCGCAGACGACUUGGGAAAACAACUGAGCAGCUAUGGGGCAAAAGUGGUUCAGACACCAAACAUCGACCAGCUGGCUUCCCAGGGCACCAGGUUCGACUAUGCAUUUGCCAGUACCGCGUCCUGCAGUGGCAGUCGCUCUGUUAUUUACACCGGUCUACACACUCACCAGAAUGGACAAUACGGGCUCGCAAGCCAUCGCCACCAUUUUGUGACAUUCGAUCAUAUCGAAACUGCCCCUCAUCUGCUCAAUCAAAUCGGAUAUCGUACAGGGAUAUUAGGCAAGAUACACGUGGGGCCCACGGCUGUGUAUCCGUGGGAAGAAAGACAGGAAAGCACAACGCGCGACGUUGCAGUGAUUGCUGAUCAAGCAAAUACUUUCUUUCAAGAGUCAAAGACCGAGACAAGGCCGUUUUUUCUUACUGUUGGAUUCCAUGAUCCGCAUAGAGAUAAUACGAGAGGCGGCUUCGGAAAUGACCAGGAAUAUGACAGCCGCAUUACCAAGGCUAAUUACAAGGCUGAGGAUGUCGAAGUUCCUGGGUUCAUUAGCGACACUCCUGGGGCACGGUCGGAGCUGGCCGAAUACUAUAACUCUAUUCACCGACUUGAUCAAGGUGUCGGGUUUAUUCUAAAAGCCCUUGAAGACUCUGGCCAGGCUGACUCGACACUGGUUAUAUUCAUCAGCGACAAUGGCCCGCCCUUUAUCAAUUCCAAAACAACCCUAUACGAUGCGGGAGUACGACUACCUUUGAUUAUCAGACAUCCUCAUACGCAGAGAGCUGUUAGCCCAAACCUCAUCUCAUACGUCGAUAUUUUGCCUACCGUCCUUGACUACGCAGGUCAUUCCGGCAUAGUCGACCAGAAUAAACAGCGACUGGGUCGCUCUCUUAUCCCCCUUCUUGGCAGUGAUUCGACUUUGUCAGACUGGAACCAGGUCUUUGGAUCACAUACUUUCCAUGAGGUGACCAACUACUGGCCUACCCGAUUUGUUAGAAACCGCCGGUACAAGUACCAUCGCAAUCUCGCAUGGCGGUUAGACUUUCCGUUCGCAGCUGAUCUUUACGGCUCGUUUUCUUGGGAGGACAUUCGUAAUAUUGACUCGUCCAAGGGUGACACACUUAUCGGUGGUCGAAAACUAAGGGAUUAUUUCUUCCGUCCUCCAGAGGAGCUGUAUGACCUAGAGAACGAUCCCAAUGAAAUACACAAUUUGGUAAAGGAACCCGAGCACAUCGCGGUUCUUGAAAAUCUCAGGGGAAAAUUAGAGGAAUGGCAGCUUCGGACGGAGGAUCCUUGGCUAUAUCGUGACGGCGUUUCUGUCUGGUUCGUUCGAAACCAUUUAAAGGCAGGUCUAAAUCUUCCAGAUCGAUUCGAUUUUGAUGCAGAGAGCCCGGGCAAUAAAAGUGAGAAAGGAUUCCCGAACGAUGUAUCUUGGGGUGCUGAGGUGGAUUGGAAGCAUUCGUGA